GCGCUUUACAACCAUAGUGUAACGUCAAGUACGCAUAUAAUUAAUGUCAAUGUCAGUGAACUUCGCGUCAUCUGUCAAUGUAACUUGUCACACAAAAAUAUGCAAUAUCAUUCACUUCUUCAAAUACAACCUUCGCUGAGGUCACGUUUUUUAUUAACUCAAACCUGCAUCAAGAACUAGGGUCUGCCUAUCGGGCCCUAUGGUGUGUCCAAUCUAAGGAUUGAACAUAUUUUGGCGACCGUGACAGGACUCUUCAACAGAAGAGAGAGUGCCAUCAGCGAAGAAGAGACGCAGCGCUUAUCGUCGCCCGGCAAGACACAACAAGAUCGCGGCAGCCAUCCACGUGUCGGACGAUUCAAGAUAAGUGCCCGUACAUCACACCCAUACAAUCACUUUCACCUUCAUCCAAUCAUCCAUCCAUUUCAUUCAUCCAUCUAUAUCCAUAAUCAUCCAAGGAUCAUACACUAUUUUUAUAGUACUCCACUACGCAUGUUUCACAUCACUCACAAAAUUUGCAUAUCACUCAUUACAUUUAUAUAUUAAUCACACUCUUACGUUACCAUAAUUUUAUAGCUCAUACAACAUAAUUAGUACACGCGCGCAAUUUAGGACAGUAAAUUUGUGACUGGAGACCGAUUCGCCGAUGCAACGCGAGCGCAUCGUUGACUCAUUAGUUCGUUGCAUUGCACGGGCGUAAGCAAAAUUGUUAUCGCGAUUCUUUGUUUUAAAAUUACUCAACCACCGUCACAUUUUUAGUUUUUGGUAAUUCCUGCAACUUAAGAUGUCUAACCUUAAAGAAUUGAUUAUAAAACGUAAUAGCGUGAAGGGCCGCGUGACUAAGUUCAAAAACUACAUCUCAAAAUUCAGCAAAUCAUCCAGCUUAGACUCUUUACAGAUAGGUGAAUUAAAGAUAAAAAUAAACAAAUUCGAAUGUUUAUCUAGCGAAUUCAGUGAGUUGCAAGGUCAGAUCGAGACGUUAAACGCUGAUGAGCUAGAAGACGAACUCGAUAUUCGGGAAGAGCUCGAGAAUGAAAUAGAUUCUGCCAUGUCACUCGCACAAGACAUACUAACUCGGUUCUCGAAAAACUUUAAUUUUGAAUAUGCUCACAGCAGCUCCACGCAUCAAGGGUGCGGCGGAAAUUCUCAGGGGUUAGGUUUUAAACUCCCUUUAAUCCAGGUUCCUCGUUUUGAUGGUUCGGCAUCCCGUUGGACGCAAUUCAAAGAAAUGUUUUCCUCUCUUAUUAAUGAAAAUUCAAACAUAUUACCAAUAUACAAGUUUCAUUAUUUAGUUUCUUAUUUAGAGGGAGAUGCCGCGCGUGUCGUAAGCAACCUUGAAGUUUGCGCCUUAAAUUAUAACAAGGCCUGGAGUUUAUUAUGCGAGCGAUAUGACAACAAAAGGCAAUUAAUUAAUAGUCACCUCAACGCCUUAUUCAACAUCGAACCACUGACUCGCGAAUCAGAUCAAGCAUUGCGUUCUUUAAUUGAUGGUGUUAGCAAAAAUUUACGCGCAUUGUCCAGUUUAGGGCAACCCACCGAUCAGUGGGACACGUUAAUUAUUUACAUGGCUAGCUCAAAAUUAGAUAAUCAAACCAGUAUGAAAUGGGAGGAGCAUCGCAACACCUUAAGUGACAUACCUACCUUAGAACAAUUUCAUAAAUUUUUAAAGGAUCGCGCUGAUGUGUUGGAAUCAUUUAAUCAACAUAAAAUUCAAAACAAGCGUAUCACUUCAUCUCAUGGAGCAUCUGGCCCCAGUAGCAAUAAUAAUUACACUAGGAAUUCUAAGCAAAACAAGGUGUUUUCCUAUGUUACGCAACCGAGCUCUAGUAACAACACUAAUAGGUAUCGCACUCGCUGUAUAGUUUGUAAGGGUAAUCAUUUUAUUUACACUUGCCCUUCCUUUUUGCCCAAAUCCCCUGAAUUUAGGAUAGCUGAAGCUCAAAGACUUCAACUUUGCAUGAACUGUCUCCGAUCAACCCAUAAAACCCGGGACUGCUUAGGUGGAACCUGCAGGGAGUGCGGGAAACUCCAUGCCACGAUUCUUCACAGGCCUACAAAUCAAGAACCUGCUACACCUGUACAGGGUUCGAGCGACACAGUCGCAGCUCAGACCGCCGUCGAGGAAAUAAGCGUGAAUAUUUCUAGACAGCCAAUUUCUCACGUUAUACUAUCCACAGUUAGCAUACGGGUUACGAAUCCUAAGAACUCAAAAUCUGAGAUUAUCCGAACACUUCUCGACAGCGGAAGCCAGUCCAGCUUCUUGACACAACGAGUUAAGGAGAGGUUAAAUUUAGAGGCGAUACCUACAGAUAUCAAUAUUAUAGGUAUAGGUAAUAACACAAAUAAUUACGUCACUGAAAGAUGUUUUGUUCAAGUCAGUUCAUUACACAGUGACUACAAUACAAAUUUAUCGUGUUUUAUUAUGCCCGAGUUGACCGGCAACAUACCAAAGGCUUACAUAGAUCGUAAACAAAUAGAUAUACCAAAUCAUAUCCAGCUAGCUGAUCCCAAUUUUUAUAUCUCUGGACCAGUCGAUGCUAUUAUCGGUGCUGACCUAUUUUGGGAGGUCAUAGGGAACAAUUUUCAAUCUUUAGGCAAAAAUAGCCCAUUCAUUUAUAAUUCAAAAUUCGGUUGGGUUAUUUCAGGUCCAAUUUCAUUAAAUAAUAAAAUCAAACAUACACAUUGCAAUUUCGUAUCAAGUAAUUCAUUAGAUGAUCGUUUAGAAAAACAAAUAUCAAAAUUUUGGGAAAUAGAAGAGAUGCCAAGGCGGUCUCUAUUGAGUGACAGCGAGAGGGCAUGUGAGCAGCAUUUUCAGACUCAUACCACUCGCCUCGAGUCAGGUAGAUUUUGUGUCAGGCUACCUCUGAAGGAUUCACCCUCAGUUUUAGGAGACUCAUUCAGUCAGGCAAAGAAAAGAUUCUUGAAUCUUGAAAGGCGAUUUCGCAAACAACCCCAUUUAAAACAGGCCUACGCUGCCUUUAUAAAUGAAUAUAUAGACCUAGGUCAUUGCUCAGAACUUUCUAGCUUCACACCACGAUCAGGCUACAGUGCCUGUGUCAUCACCCUAUUUUCAAAAUUAGUGAAUCUACCAGUUUGCGUGUAG
Messenger RNA from Pararge aegeria (speckled wood butterfly), 3100 nucleotides. RefSeq lists its product as uncharacterized. Lineage: Eukaryota; Metazoa; Arthropoda; Insecta; Lepidoptera; Nymphalidae. The transcript has a single exon. Bases 782 to 3100 code for a protein of 772 amino acids. Gene Ontology annotation, molecular function: aspartic-type endopeptidase activity. The record is from RefSeq and is a predicted model, not a curated record. Gene Ontology annotation, biological process: proteolysis.